Sapajus apella (tufted capuchin) is the source of this 7560-nucleotide messenger RNA. RefSeq names its product calcium/calmodulin dependent protein kinase ID (gene CAMK1D). Lineage: Eukaryota; Metazoa; Chordata; Mammalia; Primates; Cebidae. The record is from RefSeq and is a predicted model, not a curated record. Gene Ontology annotation, biological process: peptidyl-serine phosphorylation. Gene Ontology annotation, cellular component: intracellular anatomical structure. The coding region runs from base 314 to 1381 and encodes 355 amino acids. Gene Ontology annotation, molecular function: calmodulin binding; calcium/calmodulin-dependent protein kinase activity; ATP binding. The transcript has 11 exons.
CGCGGCGGGCGGCGGGGAGGGAGGCAAGAAAGUAGCAGAAAGUGAGGCUGGCAGGCGGCGGCAAAGGAGCCGGCGCGCGGCGGCGGCAGGAAGUCUGUGCCCGAGAGCAGCAGAAAUAAGAGCCAGGGAGGGACCGCGGCGGCGGCGGCGAGAGCGAAAGAGGAAACUGCAGAGGAGGAAGCCGCGCAGCAGCCGAAGCUGCCCGGCUCGGCGCCCGGCAUCCCCGCCGCCCCUGCGCCCGCGCCGCGCCGCGCCCCCGGCGCCCCCUCCCCAGCGCGCCCCCAGCCGCCCCUCCGCGCCGCGUUCGUCGGCCAUGGCCCGGGAGAACGGCGAGAGCAGCUCCUCCUGGAAAAAGCAGGCUGAAGACAUCAAGAAGAUCUUCGAGUUCAAGGAGACCCUCGGAACCGGGGCCUUUUCCGAAGUGGUUUUAGCCGAAGAGAAGGCAACUGGCAAGCUCUUUGCCGUGAAGUGUAUCCCUAAGAAGGCGCUGAAGGGCAAGGAAAGCAGCAUAGAGAAUGAGAUAGCCGUCUUGAGAAAAAUUAAGCAUGAAAACAUUGUCGCCCUGGAAGACAUUUAUGAAAGCCCAAAUCACUUGUACCUGGUCAUGCAGCUGGUGUCUGGUGGAGAGCUAUUUGACCGGAUAGUGGAGAAGGGGUUUUAUACAGAGAAGGACGCCAGCACUCUGAUACGCCAAGUCCUGGACGCUGUGUACUAUCUCCACAGAAUGGGCAUCGUCCACAGAGACCUCAAGCCCGAAAAUCUCUUGUACUACAGUCAAGAUGAGGAGUCCAAAAUAAUGAUCAGUGACUUUGGAUUGUCAAAAAUGGAGGGCAAAGGAGAUGUGAUGUCCACUGCCUGUGGAACUCCAGGCUAUGUUGCUCCUGAAGUCCUCGCUCAGAAACCUUACAGCAAAGCCGUUGACUGCUGGUCCAUCGGGGUGAUUGCCUAUAUCUUGCUGUGUGGCUACCCUCCUUUUUAUGAUGAAAAUGACUCCAAACUCUUUGAGCAGAUCCUCAAGGCGGAAUAUGAGUUUGACUCUCCCUACUGGGAUGACAUCUCCGACUCUGCAAAAGACUUCAUUCGGAACCUGAUGGAGAAGGACCCGAAUAAAAGAUACACGUGUGAGCAGGCAGCUCGGCACCCAUGGAUUGCUGGUGACACGGCCCUCAACAAAAACAUCCAUGAGUCUGUCAGUGCCCAGAUCCGGAAGAACUUCGCCAAGAGCAAAUGGAGACAAGCGUUUAAUGCCACGGCUGUCGUGAGACAUAUGAGGAAACUCCACCUUGGCAGCAGCUUGGACAGUUCAAAUGCAAGUGUUUCCAGCAGCCUCAGUUUGACCAGCCAAAAAGACUGUGCGUCUGGCACCUUCCACGCUCUGUAGUUUCAUUUCUUCUUCGUCGGGGGUCUCAGGAGUUGGAGCCGAGCGGAGACCCAGGCCCACCACUGUGACAUCAGUGCACUCUGGAAGCAAGUGACUGGCCCUGGAGGUGGGGCCAGGGGGCAGGGCUGGGAAAGGGGAGCCCCAGGGUGGCCAGUGCCACGGGCCACUCCAGCGAGACCCCACCUUGCAUGGUGCACUUCCUGCGUAGGACUGGAAGACCGAAGUUUUUUUAUGGCCAUAUUUUAUACUGCAAUUCUGAAGUGUUCAUUUCUCACAAACUGUACUGACUCGAGGGGCGCUGAUUUCAUAGGAUCUGGUGCUGUAUAUACAAAUCUUGCAAAGCUCGAACUGAACGGACCUUCUUCUUCCUCUCCCCCAACGCCGUCCUUCCCACUCUUCUCAGUGUAGGUGACCGUCUACGGUGUGUUUUUUCAUUCAUGACAAAAAACAAGGUUUCAACUGGAUUAUUUAAAUAUUGGUAAAUAUUGUGCAUUAGGGUUUGUUUUUCCUUUAAAGAAGUAUGUCCUUUGACUCUGUCGCUCAGUUACGUGACCUGUAUCUCCUCCUCUUCAAUAGUGGUUUUAUGUUAACCUUUAAGAGAUUUGUUUUUCCUCCAAGGAGAAUUUAAAGGUAUUUUUAAACAUUCGAAGAAGAGGAUCAAGAAUCGGUCCGAGGCUAAGAGUGCGCUUGACUCAUGUUCCUUCUCUCUCUCUCCUUUCCUUGGCGGGCGAGGCCCCUCCGUUCUGCAAAGCUGUCUUGUCUGCAGGGGGCUUUGGUGGGAUUAUGCACAAAGCCUUCGCUGGUAACCCAUCCCACAGAGCCCUCACCCACCAGAGACCCCAGAGGCCUCUUGCUAUCAGCAGUCAGAAAUAAAGAAGCCUGCUCCCUCCCCGGAGACCCAGGGCUCAGCUUCGCAGGCCAAACUUGCUGUGAGUGAGAUGCCCACACUGCAGAGACGUAGGAGUGUCCCUUGCAGAAGGAGCCAGCUGCCAUUUGGUUGAAAGUGGGCCCAUACACAACCCUCAUUUCUCACGAGAGGUAGCAGAUGAAAGCUCAGCUAUGCGGUUCUCAAAUUCAUCUCUUUCUCUGUAGUUUUUUAAAAAUGCGUUUCUAAUCUUACCCUUCACAUGGCUUCCAACACAAAGUUCUUUCUCCACAUUGUUACCCUCAUCUCACAUGAAUGUUUUCCAAAGGAAGGAAGGGAGGGAAGCGGCCUUGGCAAAGGAUCCAUUCCUGGUAGUAAGGAGAGGGGCCUGCCAGGCUAAUAGGACUCGCGCUGUGGCCAGAGACCACGUCCGCCAGACCCAGCCAGUGUCUGAAGGCCUCCCACUGAUCCGAGGAGCCUAAAAUCAAAGAUACACAGUGGUAGGGUCACCAAACGCCCCGCUUGCCUGAGACUGAAGGAUUUCUCAGGCUGUGAACAUUUCAUGCUAAAACCAGGACCAUCAGGGCAAACCAGGCGACGUUGUUGGCCCUUGUGGUGGGUAGGGUGCAGGAGAGAGCCAGGCAGUGUACAGCCCAGGGAAAGCUGCGUUUCAAGGAGGCUGUUCUGUAGAGCCAGGCACAUGGCUUCAAGUGCCGGUCCUGCCUAGUGUCCCCCGCUCAGCCCUCAGGCCAAUCCAAUGCCUUGAGCCCACCAGGGUGUCCCAGCAGGUCUGCCUCAUUACAGCCCAGCGACGCUGCUGGCUGUGUCCUCACAUCCUUCUCCUGUGGCUGGCCUGUCCUGGGAAGUCUUUGUCACUUGCACACCUUUGCCUAUGUCCAGGCUGAGUGUUGAGUGAUGCCCCCCUCCAUCCUCCCUACACACAUGCACAUGCACGCGCGCGCACACACACACACACACACACGCAGUUAUGAGGCACGGCAGCUCCAUCCCGCUCCCUGAGAAGGCAGCACAGGCACAGAUGAGAGCAGUUGGGAAGACAGGCAGCUGGUCUACCCUGUCUCCGCACGCAUCACAGGUGUGCCACGGCUUGGCAGGAAUUCUGCAUGGCAUCUGCCGCACAUGCUCACGGAGUGAAAAAUUAAACUGUCACUCUUCAAAAUCUGUAAAAAGCCUGGAAAAGUCUGUAAGAUGACAAUAGACUAGUUCAGAGUCAGGUGUCGCCUGAGUUGGCCAUGCAGUGAAUGAAUAUUAUAAGUGAUAUUGGAGAAAACAGGUGUCUCUCCAGAGCUUCACCAGGCAAUUGCUCACUAACAAGUGUCCUGGAAACAUUCGAGUUCAUACAGUGCAAGACAGAAAGUAAGAGAAGGCACUGAAAAUGCACCCGAAUCCGGUACCUAGGAUGAGUGCGUGAAUAGUUACGAGUAGCCCUUUGUGCUGUAUACAACCAUUUGCAUUCAGAAAGCAGUAUUGGAAGCAAGUUCCAUUAUUGGUGAUUGAAGUAUUUUCAGGAGCUGAUACAUGUGCUGCGUGUUAUAUGCACUUAGCUUGAAAGCAUCCCUUACCCAAAAAGUGCAGAAGCCCUGAACAGUGUGGGCCGUGGUCCAGGUGCCCUCUCACUGCUCCGGUCAGUUCUUGGCCAUGCUUGGCCUGUCACACCCAAGGUCUCAACAACAUUGUGCGAGGAAACAGUGACUGGUUUCAGCCCAAGGGUCGACUGCUGAGCAUGACAUCAGGAAGCCUGUACUGUCCUGAUGCCACCAGGCUGGGGUUAAUAUCCUAUGGUUUUAGAAAGAGAAGAGCCUUUGUGCUUUUGAGAGUGUUCUCAUGGUAAAAAGAUAGAGGUUGUCUUUGCCCAGCACUGGGCAUGAAUUGUUUUAUAAAACAGGAAGAGAACCCGGAAUGUGCCUUUUUGAAGGUCUGACCAAUGGGGUCAUAGAAUCCCAGGACCCUCGCCAAUGUCAGUUUCCACUCACGGCAGCUGAGGGCUUCGACAUGCACCUAGAGUGCUGGCCGAGGCUAAGGGUGGAUGUCUGGACCCCAUCGCAGGCUUCUUUCCUGAGCCCAGGUUCCUCAUUCGGUCCCUGUCCCUUCUCAGAGCAAAGUGGAUUCUGUUUUCCUCACUUGGAAUAGUCAGUGUUGAAGUGGUGGCUUGGAGUGGCCUUUCUCCCAGGUUCCCUGGCUUCCAGGAUCUUCAUCUCAUAUGUGAGGCCGUAGGAGGAGUUUCCAUUCAUUGAGACACUCAGUGAGCGGGCACCAGCAGGCCAGCAGCUUGGCCCUCUUCGCAGAGAUGGCUCUGGAGUCUGGGCAGCUCUCUUCCUCCUGCAGCUCGGCUUCCCAGGGGUCUCACGGGUUCGGAGCCUCAGCAUGAAGUGGUUCAAAGGCAGUUAGAGAGCUGAGGGGCAGGGCACUCAGGGGAAGCACAGCGGCUGCCAGAAGUCCUUGAGGAGAGACGGGGCCGCUGUGUUAGAGAAACGGCAGCCUGGGCCCGUGGAUGGCUCUGGCACUGGGCAGUGGCUGGUUUUCACCUUUCCUCCUGCCCCCGCCUCCCCGUAGGAGACAAGAAAACAUCAUUCUCCCUCUUCAGGUCCCCUUUUGAAAGAAUGAAACUGUGGCACAGCGUGCCAUACUAAAUCAAAAAAAGGAAGAGUGGCUUUGUGUUCUUCACCCUGGUCACAGUUCUGGUCACUUCCGGCAUCUGCCCUUGAGAACGGGGUGCAGCCUUGGAGCCACCAUUGGCCUUGGGGAGGGUCCCACUCUCCAGCUAGCGCUUCGGGUACUGUCCAGGAUCCCGGCAGUCAGGAUAGAACAAAAGAUGAUGGCUCCGCUGGCCAAGGCUGGGCUCAUAGGAAACAUCUGCAGUCGGAUGAAAAGAACCUGGCCUGGGAGCCCUGGACUUGGCUUACCUACCCCAUAUCAUGUCAUCCUCCUCAUCUGUCUACCCUAGUGUUCAACAUGGCCUUGAUGAAUUGUGGGUGGCAGGGACACAAGCCAAGAAUACCAGGCACACGGGGUCAGAGAGCCCCGGUGAUCCUCUAUGGCCAGUGGAUUGAUCCUCUCCCCUGUGACAUGACAGCUAACGCAAUUAUCCCACUGGUUAAUUUGCUGAGCAUUUUUAAACAGAAGGGAAAGAUGGCAUCCCAGUGCAGGUAGACUUCAUUUUUGAAAGCACCGUGGCCCCUUGCCUCUCCCUUGCCCCCAGAACCUUGGCCAGACUUGAGUCUUCGUUGGGGCGGCCACACUGGAAUCAUUGCUCAGGGGUCGUAGGCGGAGAAGCAGGGUCAUGGGCUCGGCUUCAGCCAGCAGCACCCCCUGCUUUGCCGGAUCUCACAAGCGCAAGACUGAGAUUCCCUUGGAUAUGAGAAAGAAAGGCAAGGGCUGCUAAAGGGAAGCUCCUCCCAUUUUUCAUAAACAGAAAUAAGAUGUCCUCUUUCCCAAGUUGGCACAAUCACAGCUGGCAAAUGAGUUGAAGGUCCUCAAAUUCAGCCAGUGCACGACACCUUUGCAUGUUCUUCUGAAACUGUGCUUCCUCCCCAUUCUGUCUACCCGCACUCUGUGAAGUCUGCCUUUUCCUUAAACACAUUCCAGACCAAACACUGUUCAGUUUGUUUCAAAAAAAAAAAAAAUGUAUAUACCUGUAUGUGACCCACCACCCUUUGGAGGGGCACCUGGCCCUGGGCUGGGGCUGCAGGUGUGCCUGAUGUUUGCAAAAGGUAUUCCAGUCUUUCGAUGUUCAGAAUUGCAAAUGUGGAGCUAGAAGAGCCGGAACAGACUCCUAAAAGGAGAGUUUCUUUCCCGAAGACUCCAAGAAAAUGAGUGUGCCGAUGAGUUAGCUUGACAACCUCAACUUUGGGGAGCAGGCAGGCAGUCUGAGGAAGGUCAGGGCCCAUGCCCCACUCACCCGGCACCUGCUUGGUGGUCCCAAGUGGUCCCAGGGCAUCACGGUCUGCAGCCUGGGCACCCAGUCCCACUGUGAAGUCAGCCCUGCAUGCUGGCCGAGGCCCGGCCACCUCCCGAUGCCUCCAGAGUCAGUGGGAAGAAGUCAGCCCUUCCCGGACUUCCCUGCCACCUCCCGAUGCCUCCAGAGUCAGUGGGAAGAAGUCAGCCCUUCCCGGACUUCCCCGCCACCUCCAGCAGGAGCAGCUCGGCUUGUGGCUCUGGGAGCCCUGCUUUUGCAAACCCAAAAAGGCUGUGCAUUUGGAAGCCAAACGCUCAGCAUGCGGCUGCCGAGUCUGGUUUUGUGGACAAAGCAAACUGUGGAAUGGCUUCUCGGUGUCUAUAUAAAGGAGCACGCGAUCGCAUUCACCCUUUGUACUCACACCGUUUCUGCAUUCGCCAUAUCCAUUUUUUAACCUUUUUGUCUCCAGGGAACUUCUUCAUAUGAUUAUUAUGUCUUCUGAUGAUUUGCGAUGUUAUUUUACUUAAAGGUGAUUUUAUUUUCUUAUGGACAGGAAAAAAGCAAAUGAGAGGAGUUGGUUUUAGUCUUAGAGAUCAGACUUCAGCACAGGCUGGGAAACCCCAAACUCUAGUUCAGUUGCUUCUCGGAGGAAAAUCUUGGGCUAGACAGAUUGAGAUCCCAGGCUCUCCUGGAAGCCUAGCAUUUCGGGGCACAGGGGCCCUGGGGUGUGGUUGGCAGCCAGGCUGCGAGGGAGCUAAAAAGGUACAAGAACAUCAGCCUGGAUGUUCAUCUCCCAGCCCUGACGCCUGCCAGUCUCCUUCCGGGGGCACUUGGCCCUGUCAGAGGGACAUGAAAUGCUGUCCAAAUGGUGGCAGAAAGGCAGUGAUAUUGCAGCAGAGUCUUUGCUUUGAAAGAUGGGGCAUCGUGUUUCAGAGAACAUUUAUCUUAGUCCCACGUUCAGGUGAGAAGACCUCAAAGGUACCCUCUGUCCAGAACAAACAUUGGAACAACCUCUAAAUUGGCUUUUGUCACCACACAUAACGUAAUCUCCCUUCUUUCAGCUCCCGCAGCAACAAGCAUGCUUCCCAAAAAAUGAGAACGUCAAAACCAGGAACGUCCCCGCACCUACUAUUACCAGGCUUGCAAUUGGUUCAAUAUUUCCAUAAAAACAUGUUUGUCCAAAAGAAGGGAAACUGUGCAUUUAUUCCAUGCAUGUAAUAAACUCUGCAAGAAGUUUCACCCCCAUAGGUUUGCGGCACUGCAAAAUUGUUCAUGGGUCUGUGUAGCAAAUGAUUCUCUGCCUUGACAAUCAUGUAUACAUAUCAAGAUUUCUAUCGUAAUGAUAAUGAGAUUGAUGACUUCUUGUUUUCCUCCAAUAAAGACAACUAAUCACCUUCA